Molecule: messenger RNA, 2597 nt
Organism: Cutaneotrichosporon oleaginosum
Lineage: Eukaryota; Fungi; Basidiomycota; Tremellomycetes; Trichosporonales; Trichosporonaceae
Biological process (GO): endoplasmic reticulum to Golgi vesicle-mediated transport; regulation of ER to Golgi vesicle-mediated transport; retrograde vesicle-mediated transport, Golgi to endoplasmic reticulum
Cellular component (GO): Dsl1/NZR complex
Source: RefSeq, a predicted model, not a curated record
UCCACACACCAUGGCAGACCUCGCCGCCGCGAUCCGUGGCGCGGCCACCCGCCCCUCCAAAGCUGCGGUCGACACCGAGGUCCGCGCCUACCUCGACCGCACCUAUUCUAACCUUUCCUCUCUCGCCGGGCCGAGCAAGCUCGGUCGCACACUCAGCCAGGACGUGGAGUAUUGGCGCGCGCAGGAGGCCGAUGCGACAGCGAAACUCGAGGCCGCCGAGGCCGCGCUGCCCGGCGCCAUUGACGCUGCAAAAGAUGCACUCAACCGCGUCCUUGAGCGCGCACAGGCGCUCACGCUCGAGCGCUACAGCCUCUCGGACGAGGUGGGGCGGCUCAUGUCCGAGCUCGACAGCUCGGUGAUCAUCGAUGACGAGGAGACGGAACGGCGGGGUCCCACGCUUCUUGAACGCGUAGAGGCUAUACACGCUGUGAUAGCGCGCAGCCGCGCCGCGCUCGCUUGGGCGAGCGUGCUGGAGCGUGUCUUGGUGCAGCGCGACACAGUCCUCGAUCCGGCGGGCCACAAGCCUUCUGCUCUCGCUGCCAUCCCGCUCUUCCGCCGGCUUAACUCGAGCGUUGCCGAGCUCGAAUCUACACUCCCCAGCGGCAUGGCGCUCGGGCGCGUGCUCCGCACCGUGCGUGACGAUACUUGGGCGCAGCUCAAGGAUCUCAUGUCGGCCACGCUCGUAUCCGCGUCUGAGCCGCUCAAAUGGCCGCUCCGUGUUGAAUACGCGUCCGUUCCAGCAGCCGAGAGGCGCGCGUUUGAGCGCGCCUACGCUGACCUCUUGGCGCUGCAAGCCGAGGGCGAGCGUCUCGGCCUCACAACACCACAGAGCGAGCCGGCUUGGGCCAGCGGUGCCGGCCUGUACCCCAUCCAGGCGCUGGUACGCCCCAUAGAGUUGCGCUUCCGGUACCACUUCAUGGGAAAACGGAACACGAACCGUGUCGAUAAGCCUGAGUGGGCGUUUGCGAGCAUUACCGAUAUGGUGUUUGAGCACGCAGGCUUCAUUGCCGACUACCUCCAGCCCCUCACAGCCCGGGGCGGGUAUGGCAGCGUCGACGUCACGGCUGAGCUCACGAUGCUACUCUUCCCUAUACUCCUCACGUUCCUGCGCACUCGCAUGCCCCACCUAGUCUCCCAUCCCGCACUCCUCGCACACACAGUGUACCAAACGGUACUCUUCGAUGACGCUGUCCGAGAGGGUGGCUUCGACCUGUCCCGCACCUCAAUAUACUGCGGUCUCGAGGCGGAGUGGGACGGGCUCGCGAGCGUGAUCCUGGGCGAGGGCGACUGGUUCAACCAGUGGCUCGCUGGCGAAAAGCGCUUCGCCGAGACACAGCUCCACGAGAUCAUCUCGUCGCCCACCGCCUGGAUCAUCAGCGACACACGAGACGACGAAGACGACCUCACUGUCCCCGCCACAGAGUCGGCACGACAAGUCCGCGCCCUGCUCGAAAGCAUUACAGAUCGCUACUCGCCGCUGCCAUCCCUUGAGAGCCGCGUCGCGUUUGUCAGAAUCGUCCAGCUCCCACUCCUGGCAGCAUACCACGCGCGUGUAGCGGGCUCUCUCGAGGCGUUCGAGACGCUCUCCAGCGCAUUCGUCCGCGCCGUACCAGGCGCCUUGGGACAAAGAGCCCCCGACUCGCGCUUGACCGGCACCGCGGGCCUUGAGCGCCUGCUCAAAGCCUACGUGAGCGCGGACUACGUCCUGGCCGCCUUGCGAGCGUGGAGCGACGACAUCCUCUUUGUCGCAAUGUCCGCCGACCUCGCGCCCGACAACCCCGCCCCGCCCAGCGUCUGGGAAGGCACCGUGCAGAAAUACACGGCGCUGCGCGCGCGCGCCGAAGACAUGGUCGUGCGGCUCGCCAGCAGCGAAGUCGAGACGGACCUGCGCGACCACCUCACGCGGCGGUGGGACGUGGGGCUCGAAGACGGGCCGGACGCUCCCGACCCCGACACCGAGUCCUCGAGCUCCCUCGUCUCCGCGCUGACGAGCUACACCUCGCUGCUGCGUCUGUGCGCGGGCGCGCUGCCCCGCCCUGCGCUCGCGCGCGUGUACCGCCGCAUCACGUCGCAUCUCGUCAACCACAUCGCCCAGCGCGCAGUGUAUGCCGGCUGGUCGAAGUUUACCGCGGCGGGCGGGCGCGCGCUCGCGUCCGAGGUGGGCGAUUGGCGCGCGGCGGCGCGCCUCGCGCUUCCGGGCACGAAGACGGAUGCGGCGUGGUCCAAGCUUGCGGAGAUGGCGGCGGUGCUCUCCCUCCCAUCUGGCGGGGGCGGAGAGAGCGCGAGCUUCGCACAGGCUAUGGCGGCGGCGUGGGGCGCGCCGGCCGCCCUGGAGAAUCUCACACGGCGCAUCGGCGUCGAGAUGGGCGCCGAGGAAAUGCAAGGGCUGCUGCAGCGGCGCGUCGAGUGCUGGCGAUAGUAGUAGGUGAUGUAUUGCAUGAUGCAGGUGCAGCAGGACACGUCUAGGUCUCAAACACGAGCAUUCCAUGGCACCUAGAUCUAUGGUGUUGGGUCAGAGGUCGUGCGUCUUGAUGCCGACACUCGUCACCUUACAAUGUCUCUCACUCAAUACCAGUCAGAUGCAUGCAGCAAUACAG